AUAAAUUUAACUCUUUUCAAAAUGCAAUUCUUGAGCUUGGCUUCCAUUUUCCUUUUUUUAUCUUUUCUGUUUUUGUUAAGGAAAUGGAAAAACUCGAAUAGCCAAUCGAAAAAAUUGCCUCCAGGUCCAUGGAAACUUCCUUUACUAGGAAGUAUGCUUCAUAUGGUUGGUGGACUUCCACACCAUGUUCUUAGAGAUUUAGCCAAAAAGUAUGGACCACUUAUGCAUCUUCAACUUGGUGAAGUCUCUGCUGUUGUUGUUACUUCUCCUGAUAUGGCGAAAGAAGUACUGAAAACUCAUGACAUCGCUUUUGCAUCUAGGCCUAAACUUUUGGCCCCGGAGAUUGUUUGUUACAACAGGUCUGAUAUUGCGUUUUGCCCCUAUGGAGAUUACUGGAGACAAAUGCGUAAAAUUUGUGUCUUGGAAUUGUUGAGUGCCAAGAAUGUCCGGUCAUACAGCUCUAUUAGGCGCGAUGAAGUUGAUCGUCUUGUUAAUUUUAUCAGGUCAUCUUCGUCUUCGGAUGAGCCGGUUAAUUUUACUGAAAGGUUGUUUUUGUUCACAAGUUCCAUGACAUGUAGAUCAGCAUUUGGGAAAGUGUUUAAAGAACAGGACAAAUUUAUACAACUAAUCAAAGAAGUGAUUGGGUUAGCAGGAGGAUUCGAUGUGGCUGAUAUCUUCCCGUCAUUGAAGUUUCUCCAUGUGCUUAGUGGAAUGAAAGGUAAAAUAAUGAAUGCUCAUCAUAAGGUAGAUGCAAUUGUUGAAGAUGUAAUCAAUGAGCACAAGAAGAACAUUGCAAUGGGGAAAACUAAUGGUGCAUUAGGUGGUGAAGAUCUAAUUGAUGUUCUUUUAAGACUUAUGAAUGAUGGAGGCCUUCAAUUUCCGAUCACCAACGACAACAUCAAAGCUAUUAUCUUCGACAUGUUUGCUGCGGGAACAGAGACUUCAUCAUCAACACUAGUGUGGGCAAUGGUGCAACUGAUGAAAAAUCCAAGUGUAUUCGCCAAAGCUCAAGCAGAAGUGCGAGAAGCCUUUAAAGACAGAGAAACGUUCGAUGAAAAUGAUGUGGAGGAGCUGAAAUACUUGAAGUUAGUCAUUAAAGAAACGCUAAGACUCCAUCCACCAGUUCCACUUUUAGUCCCAAGAGAAUGUAGGGAAGAGACGGAUAUAAACGGUUACACUAUUCCUGUGAAGACCAAAGUCAUGGUCAAUGUUUGGGCAUUGGGAAGAGAUCCGAAAUAUUGGGAUGAUGCAGAAAGCUUUAAGCCAGAGAGAUUUGAGCAGAGCUCUGUAGACUUUAUUGGUAACAAUUUUGAGUAUCUUCCGUUUGGGGGUGGGAGAAGGAUUUGUCCCGGGAUAUCAUUUGGUUUAGCUAAUGUUUAUUUACCGUUGGCUCAAUUGUUAUAUCACUUCGAUUGGAAACUCCCUAACGGAAUGGAGCCAAAAGACUUGAACUUGACUGAAUUGGUUGGAGUAACUGCUGCCAGAAAAGAUGACCUUAUUUUGGUUGCCACUCCUUAUCAACAAUGAUUUUCAACAGUUUCAUUUUUAUAGAAUAAUUUCCUACUGAGCCCAAUUAUUAUCCUAU
Solanum pennellii is the source of this 1585-nucleotide messenger RNA. RefSeq names its product premnaspirodiene oxygenase. The record is from RefSeq and is a predicted model, not a curated record. Bases 22 to 1527 code for a protein of 501 amino acids. NCBI's taxonomy places the organism in Eukaryota, Viridiplantae, Streptophyta, Magnoliopsida, Solanales, Solanaceae. Gene Ontology annotation, molecular function: oxidoreductase activity, acting on paired donors, with incorporation or reduction of molecular oxygen; iron ion binding; monooxygenase activity. The transcript is spliced from 2 exons.